AGAUCCACCCCUCCGGUGGGUUAAAGCUCCUCUGGCUCGAGUCUCUAUCGACACAUCAGACUGAACUCUCACACAGACACAAUGUUCGUCAUUAAACUCUGUUUCAUCAGCACCUGCCUGAUCGGACUCGUGCUUCUGUGCUCUGCAGUCCCUCUGCCCACCGACGCCUCAGAGAUGGACAACACCACACAUCACGGCAACGAUUCCGCCUUCCUGUACUUUGCCUAUGGAAGUAAUCUCCUGAAGGAGCGUCUACAGCUCAAGAACCCGUCAGCAAGCGUUUACUGCGUGGCCAAGCUGAAGGACUACAAGCUGGUCUUUGGAAACCCCAAAGGGCAGGAAAGCCAACGCUGGCAUGGGGGUGUGGCCACUAUCGAGCACAGCCCGGGGGAUGAGGUGUGGGGUGUGGUGUGGAGGAUGAACAUAUCCGACCUGGAGUCCUUGGACAGACAGGAGAGUGUUAAACGAGGGACGUACAGCCCGAUGGAGGCGUCCGUCUCCACCAGCGACCAGGACUUCAACUGUCGCUCUUACAUCAUGAACAGCUGUGUGCACGCUCCACCAUCUCCACAGUAUCUGCAGGUGAUCGUGAUGGGGGCGGAACAGAACGGCUUACCAGAGGACUACCAAGAGAAGCUCAGGUCUAUUGAAACCAACAAAUACGAGGGUUCUCUGCCUGUGAUGAAAGAACUGUCGAAAGCUGUGAAGAAAUCUAAAGAACGUAAAGAAGAGACGCUAUCUGAUGAUUAGUAUUAGAUCCACUCGCUCUCUAUGUGCAUCAGCUGUAUUGAAGAUUCUAGAUCUGUCUUUUCAUGAAAAUCUAGUCACGUCAAUCACUUAUGUGCAGUAUUUGUACUGUAUGGCAGCAAAAAUUAAACUGCAUUAAAGAUC
Molecule: messenger RNA, 891 nt
Organism: Triplophysa dalaica
Lineage: Eukaryota; Metazoa; Chordata; Actinopteri; Cypriniformes; Nemacheilidae
Gene: ggctb
Product: gamma-glutamylcyclotransferase b
Exons: 5
Coding region: 82-750 (222 amino acids)
Molecular function (GO): gamma-glutamylcyclotransferase activity
Source: RefSeq, a predicted model, not a curated record